UGCGAUCACUGUCGACGGAGAAGUACGAAGUUCCACUUUCACUCCCCCAUCCCAAUUGCUUAUCGUCCAAUUCCCUGAUUCGCCUUACCCGUUGUUGCGUCCAUGAGUUUCCGUGCGAUCCUACCUCUUCCCAGCAGUCUGCCGCCUGGACAGUCUAUAUGUCGCCUUCAUGGAAUUCGCUGCGAUGGCAAGUUUCCUUGUGAGCAAUGCGUGCACGCUUCUCUCACAUGCAAGCGCGAGCACGUCCCCAAGAAGAGGGGUCCGAAGCGCGGCCAUGGGCGGGUCAUAAACGAGCUGCGUGCGAGGGAGUCGUCACACAAACUGCAGCAACCGCUGGCGGGCCAGAAGCAUUUCAUUGCAGAUAAUGAGCUGGAGAGUCCUACAGAGUAUGUGCGACGCCGACUGUCAGCAGCCUGCCCGCCGCUGAACAUGGACAGCAUCGACAUGGGGAUGAGCGGUAGCGACCUAGGAGAGGCGGCGUCUCAUUCUUCCAACGCCUCCGCAGCGUCGACCCCGCCGGGUUUCUGGGCCGCCGUCACAUCAAACCCGGCACACAACAACGUACCGGAGCCCAGAGGCAUGUUCUCCAGCGAUGAGCUGCGACCGAGGACGAGGAGCUAUCUGCACAUGAUCCCGCAGCUGGUCGAAUUAUACUACGAACACAUCUACCCAAUCAUGCCGCUCAUCUACAUGCCAUCGAUACGCAAGACGAUCAGUCGGCCAAUGGCGCCGAGCGAGAAGAACCUGGUCUAUGCCUUGUGCGCCCUGACAUCAAUGCACAUGUCUGGCAAGAGCAUAGGUGCACCGGGCCCGACGUCGUGGGAGGUCGUCGGUCGCUUCUUCCUGGACGAGACCAUCUCAACGAGGCAUUCGUACGACUUCCUUGAGGAUUUGUCCCUGUCUGCCGUGAUUUCGUCGUUUUACCUCAGCACGUCGUUUUUCGAGAUUAACCAGUCGCGCAAAUCGUGGUACUACUUGCGAGAAGCGUUGACAAACGCACAGGACCUAGGACUACAGGACGACUCGACGUACUACGGGCUGAGCCGCGAGGAGACGCUUUGUCGGCAGAGGGUUUUUUGGAUCCUCUUCGUGACGGAAAGGUCGUUUGCGAUUCUGCGCAACAAACCAAUCACGUUCAAGAGGACGCCGUCGCUACCAACAACGCGGCACCCCUACGAGACUCCAGAUAUCCACGCCGGGUUCCUGCAGCUCGUUUCUUCGUACACCCCGCUAGACGAAUCCUUCGUCACGGCAUGGAAUGAGGGCUCCGACCCCCGCGUCAGCGCGACGACGUUUUUGGCGCUGCAGAACCUUCUCGCCCUGCCGCCCCCAUUUCUUCGUCCCCGAGGGCGGUCGCCGCCGAGGGAACAGCACGAGCAGCUUAUGGACUCUUUCGGCACAAGGUCUGCCGCUGCCGGAGAUUCGGGAGCGCCGGAGCCAACGGAUAUCCAAAAGGCGGACUUGCUCAUCACGCAGCAAUGGCUCCGCCUCAUUGUCUGGCAAUCGUCUAUGCGGCAAGGUCUGCUGAGUUGGACGAAUCCGGCCGACUCGGGUGUCGAUGGAUCAUCGGGCGCCGGAGCCGGAGGAGGAAGCAGCAUGUGUUUCUCCUUUCCGCUGACAGUUGCGCGCGAUACUGCCUCGAUCCUGUCGAGCCUGCCGAGCAAAGCCGUCGAGGUACACGGCAUGGGCAUCAUGGAAAAGAUUUACGAAAUCGGAACAUGGUGUGUCAACGUACUGGGCGCCUGCGAGAGCGUUGGGUUCUCGACAGCCAUGGACUUCACCUCUGGCGACAUGGGCGUACUGGGCAGCGGCAGGAAAGGGGCUAGCCUGGACCCGAUUGAAUUUUUCGUCCGGACAUUGAGCGCGAGCGAUAACUCACGAAAACAGUUUGCCGAGAAGCUGCUCACCGCUGCCGGGGAGAAUCCUGGAAGUAUGAGAACGCAGCUCAGUCCAGCCAUGUCCGGGAUGGGGGCCGCUGCGGCCGCCAUGAUGGCUAGCAGCCAACAAGGGCCCAACGCGAUGGAUGCAGUAGGAUGGGGCCAACAGCGGGGCAGCGUCGUAGGUGAGGUUUUUGACGACAGCGAAGAGAGCAAUAGCAACACGCAUCAUCAGCAUCAGCAACAGCAUCAGCAACAGCAACAGCAACAAGAACAGCAACGGCAACAGCAACAUCAGCGACUGGACAUGGGCGGCACCUCGGUGUCUCAUCAGCCCGGCAUGCAAGGUAUGGGAAUGGGCAUCGACCUCGGCACCAGAGAGACGACGGGCGGUCUGGCUGCUGUAGACAUGGACACGAGCAGCGUUGAUUUGAUGAGCCCCCUAGGUUUGACAAGAAGCAAUACAUCUGAUCUGGCGACCAUGGGCAUGCCUGCUUUUGAGACGACAUGGAGCCCCAGCAGCGGCGAUACGGGCCCGCGAGAGUACGCAGACUACGGCACCGGGCCAUUCACGACGCAGAGAGAAAGAGGGCCGCCAGGCUAUACCGAUAUGGGCAACGCACUGCUGAUGCAUGAACGAAUGGCAGCCGGUGUGGGAGGCCCCGUUGGCGGAGCGAACCCUGUGAUGGUCGAGCGUCAGCCACAUCAACUUCAGCCAGGAGAUGACGGACCUUAUGGUCCGAGGAGAGACGACAAGAACGGUGGAUACCCAAACGGGGGUAGGAUAGGCCUCUGGCUGGGGACAUGAGCCAGCUUACAGACUGGUGCGCGAGGCGAGACGAGACGCCACGAGACGAGACGGUACGGCAAAGCAAGCCACGGCACCACAUCGGACGGACUGACGGCCGGUUUAUUGUACUCAUAUUCCAGUUUUGGAUCAUUUGGCGACGGUGCAAACUUGGGAGCAUUCUACACGCUAAUCUUUUUUCUUAUUCUUUCUAGCAAAACGGGGAGGGAAAAAAAGUUUUGGGAUAGUCGGUCAAGGGGAAGGAAGGGUGUGUUUCUGUCUUUUUUUUUUUUUGAGGGG
Molecule: messenger RNA, 2964 nt
Organism: Colletotrichum navitas
Lineage: Eukaryota; Fungi; Ascomycota; Sordariomycetes; Glomerellales; Glomerellaceae
Product: fungal-specific transcription factor domain-containing protein
Exons: 3
Coding region: 103-2685 (860 amino acids)
Biological process (GO): regulation of DNA-templated transcription; DNA-templated transcription
Molecular function (GO): DNA binding; DNA-binding transcription factor activity, RNA polymerase II-specific; zinc ion binding
Source: RefSeq, a predicted model, not a curated record